AUGUGGUGGACAACUACCGACAAGGAGCCAGACGUGUGCGAAGAUGACGAUGCCGCCCUCGUUUUUUUAGCCCAACAGCUCAAUGUUUCUGGGGUCACUGGUUGCGGGGAUGCUGCUGGCAUGUGCUUCGUCAGCUCGGAGGUGCAAGGCAUAUGUUGCCAAACGUGUGCUGCAGCUAUGAUGGAGUGCAACGACUAUGGCGACGUACUCGGGAUAUUAGAAGUAGGGUCGGACGAUUGCAGCGAAGUGGCUGGCUGGGGCUGGUGUGAUGCUUUCGGGGACUUGUGUUGCGAAACGUGCUCUUCGGAGGCCACGACAACGACCGACAAGGAGCUCUGCGCGGACGGCUGCUACAACGGGUGGCCAGGCGACGGCGUCUGCGACAGCUCGUGCUACAAUUGGGAGUGCAACUAUGACGGAGGCGACUGCGACGAAGAGCCGCCGACCGACCCUGAAGGACUCGACUGCGGUCAGUGUACCGACGAUGAUGGGGACUGCGCGUUCAACGUAUACGCAGAGUUUGCUUCGUGCGGAUCAGGAUACGAGGUUGUGUACGGGAACUACUGCUGUAACUACUGCGACGAUCCCAGCUUGCAGUUUUUUGGUUGCGUCUAUGUCGGCUGGUCAGGUGCUUGGGCUUACAGUCCUACACUCGUGCCCUUGCUGUUGGUCGUGACUGCGGUAUUGCAGUGA
Prorocentrum cordatum is the source of this 693-nucleotide messenger RNA. Lineage: Eukaryota; Dinophyceae; Prorocentrales; Prorocentraceae. The record is from the annotation of a GenBank genome assembly.